CUGCACAAAUGUGUACUCGAAUUUAUAAAUAAAUUGACCCUGUGUUGAACCGCAUUAUCACUAAAGGAAGUAACGAGUGUCAGUAAGAAGAUUAAGUAAUAAAUGUGUAUUCAGCCAAACAUAUUUGACCGAACCCGCCGAAAUAGCUGCCACCUAAGUGCAGUCAGUGGCUCCAUGAAUUCUACUCAUUGGACGAAACAUGAAUAGAAGCCAAUAUGGCGUCAAAAUAACGUGUAAAUACCCAAAAAAUGUUCAGUUUUACAUAUCCAUAACUUUUGAACUAGUGGAUUCCGCAACUUAAAAUUUACAUUUUCAGAUUCCAUACAUCAAAAACUACAAGAUUGCAAAUAAAAAAGUCAAUAACUUUUGAACCCUUAAAGUACAGUUCAGUCCCAAUUCUAAAUAUGAAACAAUAAACAUGUACAUUUGCGUAAUAUGUGAAAUUCUAUAAAUUAAUGUAUAUUGUUUUAUUGUAACUGAAUUAUAAAAAUAUUUUAAUGCAUUUAAAAAAUGACGGAAAUAAAUUGGAUUGCCAAACCUAUGAAUUACAAAACAAUACAGUUUGCAACUUUAGAAGAAGUAAGUGACCAUCCCUUAAAACCUGUCACGGUGAUGUUAAUUGAUGGUCGCAGUGGGAUAAAGCGUAAUGUGUUACGAAGUACCAGUACUGGUUCUUCAACUGCUACAUCAACACCAACUCAUACACCUAUUCCAGGAAGUUCUUUAGUAGAUCCAUUAUUAAGUCAUUGUUCCUUUGAUGGUUCAGAUCCUCUUUCACAAUUUGCUAAAGAAGAACUAGACCCAUUAUCUAAGAUGGCUGCAGAUGAGUGGGAUUACUCUUGUAAUACAGUAGUCACUAAUAAAAAAUCUAUGGAUACUGCAGAAGAAUUAGUAGAACCAUGGUUAGCAAGACGUACUACAAUAUUAAACAAAUACACAACAUCAGAAAAAUUGUCAAUAGUUACUAGUUUCUUACCAGGUGGUGAAAAAGUUAUUGUUAAAGUUCAACCAAGUGGUGGAGUUGUUGAUAAAGUACGAACAAGAUUGGAACAGUUAGAUGAUUUUGAAGAAGGAUCUGUCAGACAAAUGUUAGAUUUAUCUCAACAACAAUAUACUGCGAGAGUCGAACAAUUAAAUAAUGAACUUGUACAAGCCUGGCAUUCUGAUCAAAGGGUUAAAGCACUUAAAAUAGCAAUUCAGUGUGCGAAGUUAUUAGUAGAUACAUCUGUUAUGGCUUUUUAUCCUGGCAAGUUUGUUCUUAUCACAGAUAUUUUAGAUAUUUUUGGGAAACUGGUUUAUGAAAGAUUAAAGGUUAAAGCUGAAUAUUACAAACCAGGAAAUAAAAUGCCCACAAGUUUACCUGAUAAUUUCACACCAGAUAUGGUACCUGAAAAUGCGAAAGAAACUUGUAGAAAUUGGUUUUACAAAAUAGCAUCGAUAAGAGAACUAGUUCCACGUCUUUAUGUUGAAAUGGCAAUAAUAAAGUCUUAUAGCUUUUUAACAACAAGUGAAUUUAACACUGCUUUACUGCGAAUAACGCGAAUGAUAAGAGGUAUCGGAAAUCCUCUCAUAGCUGUAUAUGCUAGAUGUUAUUUAUGCCGAGUGGGAUUAGCUUUAAAUAAAACGUCUGAUUUUGAGUUUGUGAGGGAGAACUUUUAUGAUUUCCUCUUUACAUACCAACAGCUGUUUGGGCAAUUUGUGAAAACUGAAUUAAUUGAGCAAAAUAUGACUUUAUAUUCUUAUUUAAACCUUUACCUACCAGCUUUGGAUUGGAUUUUGCAAGUAUUGGUAGCUACAACCUCUGAAAAUUUUUUAGAAGAUGUACUUUCUCGGUGUAAAAGCCAAGCAAAUAGUUCAUUAUUAUUGAACAGUAUUUUGACAGCAUUUAAACCUACAUAUAUUGGAGAGCGUGCAAUGGAUUUUGUAAAUUUAAUAACUACAAUCGAGGAUGAUGGUUUUCCACAGUAUCUGUUAUACCGAAGUUUAGGUGAAAGCCUUGUAUUAGAAUCACCACCAAAAGAAGACUGUCAAUCAAUUCUUAAUAUGGUAUGGAAAUAUAUAACAGAGUUAACAAAUCCUAACAAAUUUAUGCACUGCGUUGAAAUUUGGAUUCAAUUUACCGCUAUUCAUUUUUCCGUAAAUGAAUUGAAUUUGUUCUUUGGAAAAAUAAUUGAUCGACUUAAUCCAAACAAAAGCUUUGAACAUUUUUAUCCACAGUUACAAAAUAUUAUUGAAAAAGUAAUAUCUCAUACACAAGAUUUUGAAUCAUUACUUGCUAUGGAUAAUUUCUUACCUCUAAUAGAUUUGUUUCACAAAGAAAGUAUUAAAGUUGAAGUGUGUAAAACUGUUAUGGAAGGUAUAAGUGUUCAAUCCAGCCCUAUUACUGAUCCUAUUUUUAUAAAUGCUCUUAUGUUCAUUGCUAGGAUAAUGCAUGAUUCUGUUAGUGCUCUAACUGUUGAAGAUGAAAAACGGCAAAUUGGUCAACUUAUAUGUGGUUUAGUUCAACGUGUUGAUUAUGGUCGUGACUUUGAAAAGCAACUUAAUUUUUAUGCCGAAGCUAGAGCUGCUUUUCCUAAUCUUGAUAGUGUUCAUACACAACUUGUACAGUGUGUAAAUAGACUAUCAGUCGAUACUCGAAGGAUCGUUCGUGGACAUCACACAAGAAGAACGUCGGCGUUUGUACGCGCUUGUGCCGCGUUUUGUUUUAUUACUAUUCCAUCAUUAACUUUAGUUCAUACACGGCUGCAAUUAUAUUUACUUUCAGGCCAAGUUGCACUCUUAAAUCAAUGCUUGGGUCAAGCUGAUGCAUGUUUUAAGGCUGCAUUAAGCUUAGUUCCGGAAAUGCCCAAAACAAUAGAUAUAGAUGGAAGACAAAAAAGUUCACAACCUUAUUUACUUUCAUAUUUAUCAAACUUUUUAUCGACGUUGCUUGUUGUUCCGGAUAGUCCAGAGCAUGGUGUUUUAUAUUUAAUGCGAGGUUUACUUAAUGCUGUUCAACGGUGUUUUGAUGAAAAUACGUCAAUGAAGACAUACUUGUAUUUACGGGUGCUUGACUUAUUGUCAGCAAUCGUUCAAGAAAACUAUCCAUAUCAUGUUGAAAAGGUUGAUUCUAAUGAUAAAUUAUAUGGAUCUGAUCAAAAAUUUAUAAGCGAAGUGAACAAAAUAAGUUCGAAAAUUGUAGAAGAAAUUUUAUCACAUUUGAAGUAUCUUGGCUCUACCGAUCAAUUGGAAAAGCAAGUAGCUCUUGCAUUGGAACUUUUUAAUUGCUUUAUUAUUAGAGCCGAUUUGCGCGAUCCACAAUUAGCGCACAUGGCUGUAAAUUUAUGGAAUUUAUGUGUUCGGCAUGGUUCGAUAGAUUCAAAAGUGAAGUAUUUUUACAGAUGAAGAUGAUAGCGUAUAUAGUACAAAAAGGUCAUCACAAAGGAUACGAACAUUUUGGGGACAUUUUAAGAAAAAUGUUAAAAUAGAUAAUAGAUUAAAUGUAAUAAGUAAUUUAUCAAGGAUUAAACUUAUAUGUAAAUUGACGGAAAGCAUAAAUAGAUAUAUGCCGAAGAAUGGAUUAAA
Molecule: messenger RNA, 3564 nt
Organism: Bombus huntii
Lineage: Eukaryota; Metazoa; Arthropoda; Insecta; Hymenoptera; Apidae
Product: VPS35 endosomal protein-sorting factor-like
Exons: 18
Coding region: 511-3384 (957 amino acids)
Biological process (GO): endocytic recycling
Cellular component (GO): endosome
Source: RefSeq, a predicted model, not a curated record